Athalia rosae (coleseed sawfly) is the source of this 4423-nucleotide messenger RNA. RefSeq names its product protein kinase C, brain isozyme (gene Pkc53E). The record is from RefSeq and is a predicted model, not a curated record. Gene Ontology annotation, molecular function: diacylglycerol-dependent serine/threonine kinase activity; ATP binding; zinc ion binding. Bases 626 to 2641 code for a protein of 671 amino acids. Gene Ontology annotation, biological process: protein phosphorylation. NCBI's taxonomy places the organism in Eukaryota, Metazoa, Arthropoda, Insecta, Hymenoptera, Athaliidae. The transcript has 14 exons.
AGCAGCGCGGACGGAGUACGGAGCGCAGUGUGCCUCACCACGUCUUCGAUCUCGCGUUCCUCCGAGUGUCGAGUGUGUUUUAGACGUAAUCGCCGCCGAGAAGCGAAGGAGAAUAAUACGAUAAAGACGAGGCGUUCGCCGGACGCACCGACGUCGAACGAACGCAGUUACGCGGUACGCGCGCCAACCACUCGUCGCCGUACGCAACGUACGCGUACGGGAUCCGUACAUCCAUAUUUCACCAUACGUUAACAAAAAAAUUCGAUGCAUAAUAUGUUGUAUCUGUGAAUAUACGUCAAGGGGAAACACGGGGCGCGCGCGCGCGCCACAACGUACCGCACACAUACACGAGCGUAUCCAGAGUUGCGUGCCGUGCAUCUGGAUAUAAACCAUAAAUACGGCGUUGGAAAGAGGGAGUAGCCGACGGCGAACUGAGCGACCAGAACUGGAAGACCGACGGGAGAAGAGGAGUCGCUAGAUAAGUGGGAAAAAGGAAGGACGCGGAAAUAGAGCGGCGAGAGAGAGAGAGAGAGAGAGCGAGGAGGGAAGAAGGGAGGCGGCGAAUAAUCAACCGGGAGGACACCGAGGGAAUCUAAGGGACCGCGGAGGAAGAUCCGAUCUCGCUAUGGCGGACGAGGACCCGAACAUGUGCGAAAAUUCGCUUGGACCAGGUGACUCGAGUACGGCCUUUGCCAAAAAACUUCGGGGUCGCAAGGGUGCGCUGAAAAAGAAGAAUGUCUACAUGGUCAAGGACCACAGCUUCAUGCCCCGAUUUUUCAAGCAGCCGACCUUCUGCAGUCACUGCAAGGAUUUCAUUUGGGGAUUCGGGAAGCAGGGUUACCAGUGUCAAGUAUGCAGUUUCGUCGUACACAAGAGAUGUCACGAGUACGUGACCUUCACGUGUCCAGGGGCGGAUAAGGGUGCCGAUUCGGACGAUACUCGGACGAAACAUCAUUUCAAGCAGCACUCCUACAGCGGGCCAACCUUCUGCGACCACUGCGGUAGUCUCCUCUAUGGCGUCAUCCACCAGGGCAUGAAGUGCCAAGCAUGUGACAUGAACGUGCACAAACGAUGCGAGGAGAGCGUACCGAAUCUGUGCGGAUGCGAUCACACCGAGCGCCGUGGUCGGAUGCAACUGCACAUCACCUGUUUCGGGAACAAACUCACGGUCGAAGUGAAACAAGGCCGAAAUCUCAUUCCGAUGGACCCUAACGGAUUGUCGGAUCCCUACGUGAAGUUGAAAUUAAUCCCAGACUCCGACAACGUGAAGAAGAAAACGAAAACCAUCAAAUCCUCGCUCAAUCCCGAAUGGAACGAAACGCUCACGUUCGAGCUGAAGCCCGAAGACAAGGACCGACGGCUCCUCCUGGAAGUAUGGGAUUGGGAUCGGACAUCGCGCAACGAUUUCAUGGGAUCGUUGUCAUUCGGUAUCUCGGAGCUGAUCAAAGCACCGGCGUCCGGAUGGUUCAAGCUCCUCACGCAGGAAGAGGGCGAAUUUUACAACGUACCGGUUCCCGAGGAAGGCGUCGACCUCGCCGAACUGAAAACGAAGAUGCGGAAGACGUCCGUCACGAAAAAGACACCGAUGACGCAAGACAAGGACGUCCCGCACAAUAUGGGGAAGAGCGACGUCAUCCGAGCGACGGACUUCAACUUCCUCAUGGUACUCGGCAAAGGAAGUUUCGGAAAGGUGAUGUUGGCGGAGAGGAAAGGAACCGACGAACUCUACGCGAUCAAGAUAUUGAAAAAGGAUAUAAUUAUUCAGGACGACGACGUCGAGUGCACAAUGGUUGAAAAGAGGGUACUCGCUCUGUCGAGCAAACCGCCGUUUCUCGUACAACUUCACUCGUGCUUCCAGACAAUGGACCGGUUAUACUUCGUGAUGGAAUACGUGAACGGAGGUGAUCUUAUGUUUCAAAUUCAACAGUGCGGAAAGUUCAAGGAACCAGUAGCCGUAUUCUACGCGUCCGAGAUAGCGAUCGGUUUGUUCUACCUGCACGCGAGGGGAAUAGUCUACCGUGACCUGAAACUGGACAACGUUUUGCUCGAUCAGGACGGUCACAUUAAGAUAGCCGAUUUCGGUAUGUGCAAGGAAGGGAUAACCGGGGACAAGACGACAAAAACGUUCUGCGGUACACCCGACUACAUCGCGCCCGAGAUCAUACUUUAUCAACCCUACGGUAAAUCCGUCGACUGGUGGGCGUACGGAGUUCUUUUGUACGAAAUGCUCGUCGGACAACCGCCCUUCGACGGUGAGGACGAGGAGGAAUUGUUCGCCGCCAUUACCGACCACAACGUCAGCUAUCCCAAAAGUCUCUCGAAGGAGGCGAAAGAGGCGUGCAAAGGGUUUCUCACGAAGAAUCCUAACAAAAGAUUGGGUUGCGGAUUGCGGGGCGAGGAGGACGUGCGGAAUCACGCCUUCUUCCGCCGCAUAGACUGGGAGAGAAUCGAGAACCGGGAAGUCCAACCCCCCUUCAAACCUAAAAUCAAACACCGCAAGGACGUAAGCAACUUCGACAAGCAAUUUACGUCGGAAAAGACGGACCUCACACCCACCGAUAAGUUAUUCAUGAUGAAUUUGGAUCAAACCGAAUUUAUGGGCUUCUCGUUCCUGAAUCCCGAGUUCGUACAGCACGUUUAAAACAACAGGUAUCACACAUACGGUGUGUACACACCUCUGCCCGUAUACGUUGCACACGCGAUGAAAACGAACAGCUCCAUACGUACGCGUUACACGUACGUAUACGCGGGUAUCCGAUGAAGGAGAGGUUGCCAAUUUUAUUCCAAUUAUAGAAUAACUCUACCUAUACCUGUACCUAUUAUACCUACACCCCCUCCCACCUACACACCGUGCUCGCGUACAACUAUGAAUAUCUCCUCUGUGCAUAUUUACAUGGGGCAUGAUGUAAACCACACGCCUGUGUGGGAAGAGGGAUAUCCCACUGUCAAGUCGAUGCGAACGGUAUUUUCCUUCGCUUCCGUCAUACCCGUAGUAAUUAUCAACUCUUUCUCGACAUCUUAUUUACUAGCUCCAAUCAAUUUUCAGCGCUACUCUAUUUACAUAGCAGGUACCGCGCAUACCUCUACGUACGUCAAAUACCCUACGCUCGUACGAUACUGGGGUAGGAUUAGGGUAGACAAAUUUCAUCGUACCGUGUUAUUCCAGUCUUUAAUUAUACCGAGGAUUAUGUGCAAUUUGUGGCGAAAUAACGUUGAUGACCGACGACGGUGGAAAUUCCGCUGAUUUCACGGAGAGCACACAGAGAGCAAAAUACAAACAAACCGACGUAAGCGUACCACCACGUCGUACGCUAUGGCGUCCCACGUCUCCGGCGGACGAUGUGAAAAACAAACUCUGCCAUACAUCGUGAACAUUUUUUGAGUAUAUACAUACAUACAUUCACCCGUAGCCACACCGUGGCGGCGUACGCGAUUUAUGAUUUGACCUUCGAACAUAUCACACCUACUUUGGUCAGUCGUCGAUUGAAUAUUGUUAAUUAAGGUAAGCGAUAUUAUAUACUGAUAUACUUAAACAUACCUCUGCAUAUGUAUACAUACAAUCCACACACACACACACACACAGUCGCAUAUAGAAAUAUAUAUACAUAUAUAUAUAUAUACACAAAUAUACAUAGAAUGACGCGUACCCGUACGUAUCGUGAUCGAAUAAACGUCAAUCGGUCAAGUGGUAAAGGAACAUAAGUACGGUCAGAGGCUGAUCACCCACGAGUGCAAGGGAUACGUGGUAUGCACAUGUAGGUAUGUACGUACGUACGUACUUACCAACUUUAUAGUGAUCCAUAUUAGAGAGAUGGGCGUAGGCGUGAUUUCGCGUAUCGCGAUCGGGUGGUUGGGUCGGACCGAGCGAUAUUUCAUUGACGAAUGAACUCUGGUUUGAACGGACGACGCCCCGACCGCGAGAGCCGCGAAUACUAUUACCCUACUUCAAAAUCUAUUCUUAUAUAUUUCUACACACUUCUCAAGAGUCUCAAGUCUUCCAACUAUUAUUUGGCACGAUUAUACAUCGCAACCGCGCCCGCCUCCUCCGUUGACAUUAUAAUUACGCCUACCUCGUCGUCGCGUAGAGUUUCGGUUACGGAUAAUAUCGUAGGACAUAGAUAUCCGUAUCGCCAUAGGCGCUUAACGACUGUUAAACAAUCGCCAAUUCUUGCCUACACACCGCUAUAUGUAUAUCGUACACGUGUAACUAUCACAAUAAUUUUCUUCAUAGAUACUUCGACUCUCGUUAAAAAUAUUACACAGCCGAAAAUCUGACAAUCUGAUUUACAAUUGUUCGAAGGAAAUAUUUUCCACGCAUACCGGCACGCACGGUCUUCUGAGAAUCUACGAAAUAAACUGACGAAGGAUAAAACGGGUUCGAAGCGAAAACAAUUACAGCGGAGAUAGAAAGAAAGAAAGAAAG